UCAUGGAUAUUGUGGCCUUGAAAUUAGGUAAUGAUUGACUGGAUAGAGAGUUAUAAAUGGUGUCCUCCAUUUCCCUGAUGUUCGAAUUUGAUUUCGCCCCCCUCAAAGGCAUCCUGAUAUGGAAAAAAGAGUGUCUUGCGACACCUCCCUCAACAUGGCUCAUCAGCCCGAACGUCAAAACUCAGACAGUAUUUCUACAUACGAAGAGACCCUUAUGGUAUCUACACCCACGUCACGACGAUUCCAUGUGUACAACAGACGGCGCAGAAACGACUUCGCCAUUUACACAGCAGACAAAACCCCUUUAGCCUACGUGCGAUGCUCGUCCUUCACCAUCGGCAAGCCCGACGUGACAUACCACGCGGGCGAAACCGACCAAGCCCCCGUCGCGGCAGUAUGCAAAUUCAUCAAUUUCUCGCGGCACUGCAAAGUCGGAUUUGGCGAUCCAAACGAUUCUGACAUUGUCUGGGAGGAGUUGAAGCGAUACAAGUUAACGAAUCAUUAUCGAAUCGAAAUGACACUACACGCAGGCGCAAGAAAGACCUUUGUGUGGAAACGAACACAUAGCACCCCGAUUGGAGAUGACGUGCCUUCUAAGUUGAGCACGAAGAAUUUCAAAUUUAUUGAUGAGCAGACGGAGGAAUUGGUUGCGGUCUAUGUGAACAAUGGAGUCAAGAGUUGGGAGAAAUGUGGCAAAUUCCAGAUCAAUGUCGACUAUGGAGCGAAAUUUGAUGUAAUGGUGCUCAUCACAGGAUUGUCGUUGCUGGAGAAAGAGAGACGCCGGGAAAGACGUAAUAGCUAGAAGACAAAGUGCUUUGACUCUCUGCUGAGAUGUAUCGGACUGUGUACAUAUACUGGAAAUUUGGUGUAUACAUCAUGAUUCAUCUGACCUCCAGAGACAACAUGAAACUGCAAAUGCGAGUCUGACUUCUAUAGCCUUAUAGGGCAUUAC
This is a messenger RNA of Penicillium brasilianum, 952 nucleotides long. NCBI's taxonomy places the organism in Eukaryota, Fungi, Ascomycota, Eurotiomycetes, Eurotiales, Aspergillaceae. The record is from the annotation of a GenBank genome assembly.